Messenger RNA from Oncorhynchus keta (chum salmon), 4301 nucleotides. RefSeq names its product DEAD (Asp-Glu-Ala-Asp) box polypeptide 31 (gene ddx31). Bases 317 to 2530 code for a protein of 737 amino acids. Gene Ontology annotation, cellular component: nucleus. The transcript has 21 exons. Lineage: Eukaryota; Metazoa; Chordata; Actinopteri; Salmoniformes; Salmonidae. Gene Ontology annotation, molecular function: RNA helicase activity; ATP binding; nucleic acid binding. The record is from RefSeq and is a predicted model, not a curated record. Gene Ontology annotation, biological process: ribosome biogenesis.
GAACGCCCAAGGACGUGACGUUGGAAAGGGAAGUUACCCAAAUCCAGGACAUCCAUGCUUGAUCUAAAAACAACAAAAACGUUUUUUGGACUUAUUGUGGGUAAAUUGAAAUUCAGUCGACUAAUUGCAGCACUAUAUUAUUUGUGAGACCAACGUGGAGGGGGAAGACUGCUGACUUUCAGGGUAACGUUAGCAGUACACGUUUUCAAUAGCUAGCUAGCUAAGUUAGCUAACUGCACACGCGUGUGAAUCGGUGCCUCAGAUCAUAGCACUAGACUGGUAAAGAGGGACGUGUAAUCGCAUCCCACCAGUCACCAUGGCAGAGGAUACGUUGAUGUUGAACCUCUCGUCUGACUCAGCUCCAGCAUGUCACUCGAAGAGUUAUCAGAGACCAACGUCUCAGGAGAAAUGGGCUUUGAAAAAAGCACAGAAACGAAAAUACUCAGAAAUACAGAAAGGGUUACCUAAUAAACAGUUCAAUGGGCCUAAGACCAAGGACCAACAGCCCCCCGAGGACAUGGAAGAAGAGAAUGUAACAACCCAUAAAAACCCUGUCCGAAAGCCAGCACCAAAGGAUGCAGCCAAAGCCUUGUCCCCUGAGACCCCAAAACCUGCCCAGAGAUUCAAAGCCCAGACAAAAAUGACUCCAAAAAGUAAACAUGUUGGGGAACACAGAGGAGAGGACAGUGUGUUCAUAAAGACUUCGUCCCUCUUUAGAAAUAACCCAGAUAUCCCAGACGUCCACAGGCCUGCUGUGACCCAGCUGAAGGAGAGAGUCUUCACCAGCGACUCAUUUGCGGAGCUGGACCUUCACCCCCACCUGGUGGCGACGCUGACCAAAGUGCUGAAUGUGACCACUAUGACCAGUGUCCAGAAAGAGACCAUUCCUGUCCUCUUGUCUGGUCAAGACGCUGUCGUGCGCUCUCAAACAGGAUCGGGUAAAACUCUUGCCUACGGGAUACCGCUUGUUCAGUCUUUACAAGCAGUGGAACCAAAAAUUAAGAGAGGGGAUGGGCCUCUUGCUGUCAUCGUGGUCCCCACCAGAGAGCUGGCCCAGCAGAGCUUUCAGAUCUUCCAGAAGCUCCUCAAGCCUUUCACAUGGAUCGUGCCUGGAGUCCUGAUGGGGGGGGAGAAGAGGAAGGCAGAGAAAGCCAGGCUGCGUAAAGGGAUUAACAUUCUGAUCACCACGCCAGGCCGACUGGUGGACCACAUCAAGAACACGCUGAGCAUAGCCUUCAGCGCUGUCCGGUGGCUCAUCCUGGAUGAGGCUGACCGGAUUCUGGACCUGGGCUUUGAGAAGGAUCUGACAGUGAUCCUCAAUUCAUUGAAUGCCACUGGACCUCCCAGGCAGAACGUGCUCCUGUCUGCUACUCUUACAGAUGGCUUAUCCCGGUUAGCUGCGAUCAGCAUGAAGGAGCCGGUCAGCAUCCAGGUGGGAGAGAACUCUGAGGGGAUCAACAAUCUAACUCCGGACCCCACCACAGUCCAGGGCAAGUCGGACCGCUUUGCUGUUCCCGAGAUGCUGCAGCAGCACAUGGUGGUGGUUCCCAGCAAACUAAGGCUGGUCUGCCUGGCAGCCUUCAUCCUGUCCAAGUGCAAGUUUGAGAAGGGUCACAAGAUAAUUGUGUUUGUGUCGAGUUGUGAGGCAGUGGAGUUCCUGCUGAACCUUUUCAACGCCGUGCUCUCUGGGCCAAAAGCCAAACAGCAGCCUCCGCUCAGCUUCUUCCGUCUCCACGGCAACAUGAAGCAGGAGGAAAGGACAGAAGCUUUUCAAGAGUUCUCUCUCUGCAAGACUGGUAUUCUGCUCUGUACGGAUGUUGCAGCACGUGGACUUGACAUGCCUCAGGUGACAUGGAUUGUACAGUACAACCCUCCAACCACUCCAGCAGAGUACGUGCACCGCAUCGGGCGAACUGCCCGUAUAGGAGCUAAGGGAAGCAGCCUUCUCUUUCUCACCCCUGCUGAAAUGUCCUAUGUCACUUCUCUAGCAAAUCACAAUAUCAGCCUGUCCGAGAUGAAGAUGGAGAUGAUUCUGUCAACGCUAAUGCUGGACGACCGCUUCAAAGUCAGGGGAAAGUAUGACGGCAAGAAGUCUUCCGGGGCUCCGGAGCAGGAGGUGCAGGAAAGAGCAACUGUCCUACAGACGGAGUUUGAGAACGUUGUCCAUAACGAUAACAACUCUGUCCAAGCAGCCAAGAGAGCCUUGCAGUCCUUCCUACGGGCGUACACUGCCUACCCAUCCAACAUGAAGCACAUCUUCCAUAUCAAAGCCCUGCACCUGGGCCACGCUGCCAAGAGCUUCGGCCUAAGGGAUGCCCCACAGGGCCUGGUCACUGCCCCUGCCAAGGGCUCCAACAAAGACAAGGGACAGGCCAAGGGCAAGAGACCUCUCAAGAAGUUUAGCACUGAAGAGCGGGUGGCCAGUCUCACGCGCUCCGAAUAUGCCAGUGGGAUUGAUGGAGACUCCGCAGCCAAAAAGAAGAAGAAGAAGAAAAGCCAAGCCAACGGAGAGGAGGACCGAGUGGAAUAGCUGAAAGGUUAUCCCCACUCACCCAGGACAGCUCUCCUAACUCCUAAACCAAUCUCUUGUCCCUAGCAGCUAUAGUCUAGACAUGUUUGUGACGGCCCCUCAUAGAUCUAAACCGAUCAAAUUAUAGUUGAAAAGGUAAUAACUCCACCUAGCCCUUUUUUAGAUUAGGUGGAGUAUCUGUCAUUUAAUAUUCCUUACGCCCAGUAUCUUCUCAUCUAAAAUGGUGCACCUAGAACAGGUGAAGGGGUUCUAGGGGUUGAUUUGUGAUUGUGCUGGUUGUGUAGCUUAAGGAUGGGUGAAUUCCAUCCUUACAUAACUGUUUAACCCUCUACCUUUGCAUAAUCACAGUGUGUCUACAGAAUUUAUCCUAGAACCGUGCUUGACACAAAAACCCCAAGUAUGGGGCACCAGAAGUUGACAUAGUGAGUAUAGUGUUUUUCUUUAGCAGUUCAGAACAGACUGACAGUCUCAGGUUGUGUGUAUUAUUUUAUAAUGAAUUGUAUGGUGAGCCACGCACCAUGGUCUAUCACGUCGACACAAGUUAAGUAUGUCACCGUUUCAUGAUAAGAGUAUGGUUGUUCUCCAGAAUGUCAGAAUUGUAUUUUCAGCUACUGCAUCGAUAGGAAUGUUGGUAUACAUCUGUGUGGAUACGACUUUAAAUGAACAUUUUCAAUUUUGAAAAUACAUGCCUGGUGUUGAAUUUGUUUCAUAAAAUAAACCCAGAUCAUGGAAAGUGAUAAAGGUAAUGAAACAAAAUGCAUUCAUGCGAUCUAAAAUGUUUCCGAAUGUCAGAAAUUAUAUAAUCAAAGUAUACAAAACAUUAAGAACACCUGCUCUUUCCAUGACAUGAGGUGAAAGCUAUGAUCCCUUAUUGAAGUCACUUCAAUCAGUGUAGAUGAAGGGGAGGAGACAAGUUAAAGAAGGAUUUUUAAGCCUUUAGACAAUUGAGACAGGGAUUGUGUAUGUGGGCCAUUUAGUGGAUGAAUGGGCCAGACAAAAUAUUGAAGUGCCUUUUGAACUGGGUAUGGUGGGUGCCGGGCGCACUGGUUGGUGUCAAGAACUGCAACGCUGCUGUUUUUUUAAUGCUUAACCUUUUUCCAUGUGGAUCAAGAAUGCGCCACCACCCAAAGGACAUCCAAGCUUACUUGACACAACUGUCAAAAGCAACUCUAUAUUAGGAAGGUGUUCCUAAUGUUUGGUAUACUCAGUGAAUAUGACCUCAUGUUCCGAUAAAACAAAAGAAAAUUACAAGUGUGAUCUUUAAAAAAAAACUUUUCACGUGUUUUUACAUUGCUACUUUUUCCAGGUGAAUACGGUCUUACAAAUAGGCUUUUUAAAAAACUUUAUUUAACUAAGCAAGUCAGUUCUUAUAUACAAUGACGGCCUACCGGGGAACAGUGGGUUAACUGCCUUGUUCAGGGGCAGAAUGACAGAUUUCUUUGCCUUGUCAGCUUGGGAUUCGAUCCAGCAACAUUUCGGGUACUGGCCCAACGCUCUAACCACUAGGCUACCUGCCGCUAUGGUUGGUUGAUUGAUAUGCUAUACAGGUAUUGGCGUUUGUGGGCUUUUAUUUUCAUAUGUAUCAAAGUUAAAUUCUGCAAUUUUAGCAGAAUCUUUUGUAAUACUACACAACUUACUGAAAUGACAGGCUAAGAAUGGACAGCGAUAGACUUAUGUGUUCAUCUUAUCAUAUUUAUCAAAUGCCUAAUCAGUGUGUCUUGUUUGUAAUGAAACUGUCCCUGUUUGCCAAAAAAUAAAAUCUGAUAUGUCA